GAGUGGUCAUUAUUUUGGUAAAACUAAAUCAAGAUUUUUAGAUCUCUUCUCUCUCUCUCUCUUCCGAUCCAAGUAAUCUCCUCGCUGUGUUCAACAACAGUCUCGAGCGCCGACAAUUUACUUUACAUAAUCUCGAUCUGAGUUUUUCUCGCCUCAAGAUCCGAUAUCAAUUUGCUUCCACUUCCAAUUGAUUCAGUGGCGUUCUGAGCAUCCUUCUGAAUUGUGCUUUUCAUUGAUGUUAUGAUAUGGUUUCCAAGCUUGGAAGCUAGGGUUUCUCUUGGCCAUGGCAACCUCCCAAACUCCGAGUUGGCGGGAGGGUAUGUCCUCUGAUAACAUUAAGGGCUUGGUUCUUGCUCUUUCCUCUAGUUUCUUUAUUGGUGCUAGCUUCAUUGUUAAGAAAAAGGGCUUGAAGAAAGCCGGCGCUUCAGGAGUCAGAGCAGGAGUUGGAGGCUAUUCUUACUUAUACGAGCCGCUAUGGUGGGUGGGCAUGAUUACAAUGAUUGUAGGAGAAAUUGCUAAUUUUGCGGCUUAUGCAUUUGCUCCAGCGUUACUGGUUACUCCACUUGGUGCUCUCAGCAUAAUUAUCAGUGCAGUACUUGCACAUAUUAUUUUGCGGGAGAGGUUGCAUAUUUUUGGAAUUCUUGGAUGCGUUCUUUGUGUAGUGGGUUCCACAACCAUUGUGCUCCAUGCUCCUCAAGAACGUGAAAUUGAAUCUGUAACUGAAGUGUGGCAAAUGGCCAUGGAGCCAGCCUUUCUGUUGUAUGCAGCAUCGGUCAUGACAACUGUGUUUAUACUCAUAUUCCACUUUAUACCACAAUAUGGCCAGACUCACAUUAUGGUUUACAUUGGUGUAUGUUCCCUUGUAGGAUCUUUGUCGGUCAUGAGUGUCAAAGCAAUAGGAAUUGCCUUGAAGCUAACAUUGUCAGGAAUGAACCAGUUAAUAUAUCCUCAAACGUGGAUAUUUACUUUAGUUGUGAUUACUUGUGUGCUCACCCAGAUGAAUUAUUUAAACAAGGUUGUUUCAAGAGUAGACCUUAAUACUCAAGAGGGAUCAAGACUAAGAGGAGAUUACUGUAGUAGUGUUGUGGUGAGUGUUGUGCUGCCAAAAUGAAGAAAAUUAGGGUCAUCUCUUCAUUCAACGUAAGUUAGUUCUUCCAGCUUGUUUUGCUAUAAUGAGUUUGGAAUGAUGCGGGUUGUUCACAGUUAUAUGAAGGAAUUGGUACAGGGUUGGGGUCUACAUUGGUUAAGAACUUCCACCUCUUUUGAUCUCUCAUAACUGUUAAUCGCACUUGCACUUCCCCCACCCACCUUUUUUUUUUUUAAUUUGUGCUUUUUGUUUGCUCUUGCCCUUUGUUUCUUGUGGUAUUGGGUUUUUGUAAGUUUCUUCAUCUUAGUGGAAGAGGAGUUUCAGUAUUUGGAAAAGACUUGUGGAAAGAGAUUUGGAACAGAGAGUGCCUGAAAAAAAAAAAAAAAUCUUCUACAUUUGAUCCAUAUGCUGGAAAGGAGUCCACACGUAUGAAAGAACAUAAAUGUCAUCCAAACACCUUAAUUUCUCCUAUCUGGUGCUUCCUUGCAAAAAUGGGGGUGAAACUUUAGAUCACUCAUUCUCUAA
Molecule: messenger RNA, 1612 nt
Organism: Cucurbita maxima (winter squash)
Lineage: Eukaryota; Viridiplantae; Streptophyta; Magnoliopsida; Cucurbitales; Cucurbitaceae
Product: probable magnesium transporter NIPA4
Exons: 7
Coding region: 284-1111 (275 amino acids)
Biological process (GO): magnesium ion transport
Cellular component (GO): membrane
Molecular function (GO): magnesium ion transmembrane transporter activity
Source: RefSeq, a predicted model, not a curated record